AUGCAAGUGUGGGAGGAAUGCAAGUGUGGGAGGAAUGCAAGUGUGGGAGGAAUGCAAGUGUGGGAGGAAUGCAAGUGUGGGAGGAAUGCAAGUGUGGGAGGAAUGCAAGUGUGGGAGGAAUGCAAGUGUGGGAGGAAUGCAAGUGUGGGAGGAAUGCAAGUGUGGGAGGAAUGCAAGUGUGGGAGGAAUGCAAGUGUGGGAGGAAUGCAAGUGUGGGAGGAAUGCAAGUGUGGGAGGAAUGCAAGUGUGGGAGGAAUGCAAGUGUGGGAGGAAUGCAAGUGUGGGAGGAAUGCAAGUGUGGGAGGAAUGCAAGUGUGGGAGGAAUGCAAGUGUGGGAGGAAUGCAAGUGUGGGAGGAAUGCAAGUGUGGGAGGAAUGCAAGUGUGGGAGGAAUGCAAGUGUGGGAGGAAUGCAAGUGUGGGAGGAAUGCAAGUGUGGGAGGAAUGCAAGUGUGGGAGGAAUGCAAGUGUGGGAGGAAUGCAAGUGUGGGAGGAAUGCAAGUGUGGGAGGAAUGCAAGUGUGGGAGGAAUGCAAGUGUGGGAGGAAUGCAAGUGUGGGAGGAAUGCAAGUGUGGGAGGAAUGCAAGUGUGGGAGGAAUGCAAGUGUGGGAGGAAUGCAAGUGUGGGAGGAAUGCAAGUGUGGGAGGAAUGCAAGUGUGGGAGGAAUGCAAGUGUGGGAGGAAUGCAAGUGUGGGAGGAAUGCAAGUGUGGGAGGAAUGCAAGUGUGGGAGGAAUGCAAGUGUGGGAGGAAUGCAAGUGUGGGAGGAAUGCAAGUGUGGGAGGAAUGCAAGUGUGGGAGGAAUGCAAGUGUGGGAGGAAUGCAAGUGUGGGACGUGUAUAUUUCUAUUUGGCGCCUCUGCCGCAGUGGCGCCUCUGCCGCAGUGGCGCCUCUGCCGCAGUGGCGCCUCUGCCGCAGUGGCGCCUCUGCCGCAGUGGCGCCUCUGCCGCGUUUCUUCUUCUAG
Molecule: messenger RNA, 960 nt
Organism: Schistocerca americana (American grasshopper)
Lineage: Eukaryota; Metazoa; Arthropoda; Insecta; Orthoptera; Acrididae
Product: balbiani ring protein 3-like
Exons: 2
Coding region: 1-960 (319 amino acids)
Source: RefSeq, a predicted model, not a curated record